AAACUAAAACAAUAACUUACAAACAUUAUUUUUCUUUGCUGAUUGUAAUAAUUUUGGAAAGGAAUGAAUGGAUGGCAUAUGACCCACUGAAAGAAUAAACCAAGGACAUGGUUCCCGCCCACCAGCCUAAAGCAAGGGAGAGAGAAAGGAAAGGGGGAGAAUGGUGCAGAUCGCUUAGCAACGUGGACGCUUGGUGCUCAACCGGAUACGAGCACAGGACUUCAGUCGAAGAGCUGAAGGAUUUUACAACAUCAUCUAGCUUAAACAGUAUCUCAAAACUUGAGCGAUGGAGAGAAUAUGUCUUGACAAGACUGCAUCUAAGGCAGUGGACGACUUUCUGGAGUACAGGAGGAUCGUGGGUGAAGACGAUGGCGGCAGACUAUUCUCCCCAGAGGAAUAUGAAGAGUACAAGAGAACAGUGUUUCCCCAGAGACUACACAACAGGCUGUAUGUGAGCUUUGGAGUGCCAGGGGGAAUAGACUGUAAACUCAUCGGCCCAGAGACACCUUGCUUCUGCACACACAGGUACAAACAGCAUCAGACAGACUUUGAGGAGGUUCCUUCGGAGCGCCCGAUAGCACUACCAUGCCGGGUUCAAGGGUGUCGGUGUUUGGCCUUUCAGUACGUGCACCUGAAUGGGUCGCAGCCUGUACGCUGCAGGUGCAAACACUCUGCCUACGACCACAGUGAGACCUCAGAACACCUCUGUGGGAAAUGCUCAUCCUGCUCUGGGUUCCGGAGCCCCUACAGCUGUGGGUGUGGCCAGCCUAGCUCCGCCCACCAGACGCGGGUGGAGACGAAGGCAGAACGGGAGGCCCGCGGUCGUCCGGUGGGCAGAGACGUUCCAUACGCAGCCAUGGGGGGUCUGACAGGGUUCAGCUCCCUGGCUGACGGGUACCUGAGACUGGACGAUAGCGGGGCAGGUGCCCCUCACCUGUCUGUUCUGUCAUCUCAACAACCAAGAGCUUUCCAGGAGCAUGUGUUUGAGAAAGCCUCAGGACCAGCAGCAGCCUCAGGACCUACAGAGGAGAGUUCAGUGACGUCCGUGACCAGGGCUCUGUCUGACAUCAGCACCAGAGAGGAAGAAGACAUGGCGUACUUGGAGAGACGCUACCAGGAGAGGGUGAGGAGGACAGUUCUCUAA
This is a messenger RNA of Salvelinus namaycush (lake trout), 1144 nucleotides long. It is a transcript of the gene fam221a, whose product is annotated as family with sequence similarity 221 member A. The record is from RefSeq and is a predicted model, not a curated record. Bases 287 to 1144 code for a protein of 285 amino acids. The transcript is spliced from 6 exons. NCBI's taxonomy places the organism in Eukaryota, Metazoa, Chordata, Actinopteri, Salmoniformes, Salmonidae.